AUGGGUGGGAGGAUGGAAGAAGGAGAAGAUGAGAGGGAGGAUGAAAGAAGACGAAGGAGUAAAGAGCAGCAGGAGGGAGACUGCAAAAAGAGAGCUCUGGGAGUGCUGAGGGAAGAUACAGGAUGCAGGCCCUGUUCGGGCUCCGUCAGUGACAUUUUUCUGAGUGUUGGAGAGGACGUAGAGAAGAUCAUCGACAAAAUAAGCUCCAUCAUUAUCAAGCUGGAUGCAGCGAUUCAGCAGUUAUCUGUAGAUAAGACCUCGAUCGCGGGUGAAGCGCGUCGAGAAUACAGAGACACAGACACUUCGGCGCAACCUGAAGACGUUAAGAAUCACCUAAACUCCCCCGAUCGGCUCGAGUCUGACUCAGGUCACGAACGGGUGAUUGAGGACGGAGCUGAUCGAAGGCGUACAGAGACAUCGGCAGACACUGAACAAACACUGGACUCAUUCAGUGGUUCUAAUUGUGACAACGGGGCAGAAUCACAUGUCAAAGGUCAAGCAAGAGACGUUCUGGAGGAAUCUGUUAACUCUGAGACUGAGUUACUAGAGGAGACUGAAAAGGAAGAUGAGAGCGCAAAGAGAAAAAGAAAAUGGAUUACUGUAGGGCUCACUGCUCAGCUGGAGGGCAGCCAUUCUGAUGUACCGGACGCGUGCUUUAUCAGAGCGCCUGCAGGUGCAGCUAAAGUCCUGAGGUGUGAAGUGGCUGAUGCCCUGAGCUGCCUGAUGGUGACUGGCUCAGAGGAGUUGCUUAGCAGAGUGAUCCGGGUCAAAGUUGAACAUGGAGCAGUCUUUAAUUUCCCUCUUACUGUGGUUGUGCCUUUCCAAGCACGCCAUCGCAGCAGCUACAGAGAUGUCGCUGUGAAGAUAAUAGACGAGGACAAGAGGGUCAGCUACAUCGCUCCCAUAACAACAGAGGGCAUGUAUGGAGGACAGAAAGGCUCAUUUGCAGAGGUGAAGGUGUACUCUGUGGGUCUUUUUGCAGUGGUUUCCUGUUUAAAACUAGAAAACUACACCAUUCCCAGGAAGGGGUUGUCACUAAAACUCCCCAUGGACCCCCGAAUUUGUCUGAACUACCUCCCAGGAUCCUUUACUGCACCUGUAAUAGCACAAACCACGAUCCAGCCGCUAGACGCCGUGCUCCUGGCUUCUGUCAAGUCCAGAAAUUAUGCCUAUCAUUCGGUGGUGUCUACCAGCCCGCUGCUCUACCUCACCCACCCAACCUCGAGGCCCCUGAGAAGACCCCUCACAGUCACACUUCCAUGUCCCCCAAAUCCUGCAAAAAAGAAAGCAACAAGGGGACAAACAGAGAACCAACAAGACCAACAAAGUCAACCUGUCAGGGAUUCUCCCCCAUGGGAUCAUUCACCUUCCCACAGACUGAGAUUCAUGGACACCUCUGUGAAAUCCAAGGAAAUGUCCAAUGAGUCGCUGGUUGUUCUGGGCUCAAGGGACAAACAGUGGAGUGUCAUGGAUAAAGUCACCGUCAGGAGCCUGCAGAAAGGACUGGUGUGCUUUGACCUGAUGGAGAACUUUGACAGUCUUUUCCCUGUUCAGCGGCAAUCUAAUCUUUCCCCAGAGCUAGACUCCUUAACUUGUCCUCCGUCUGCUUCUCCGCUCAGACUGCUCGUGCUUCGUCUCCUCUCCCCGCUGCGCCCUUGUCACCUCGCCUGCCUGGCCGAGGAGCUGGAGGAGUCGGUCUGCUGCCACGCCGUCACCGUCGUCCUCCUGCGAAGCCGAGACGAGCCUCGCGCCCUCCUGGUGGCCGUUGUGCCCGGCAGAGACCUCAGCUGGGAGCUGCACAGGCUGCGAGCUCAGGGCUACAGCGACCCGGUGGAGACCUCCUUGGAGAUCUCGAUGCGUGAGGCAGAUCAGCUUCUCCUGCGUUUCACCGGCAACAUCACCUGCACAGCCGCUGCUCAAACCAACAAAAAUGAAGCCACGCAUGAGCGCAUCACCUUCCACAGCCAGAGGAAGAAUCACCUCUUAGUGCAUCUGACUGAGGUGGACCUAUUUGGAAACUACAGCUCUCCUCACUACAAGGGCACAGCCAUAUUUUAUAAGGUCACCAGAAGUCAGCUGGAGUGGCGGGAUGACAAAGCUGUCCUGAAGGACACGAAGCUUCUGGGAGAUCCCGUCUGUAAGCUGUCUCUGACUUUACCCAAGAUACUAAAAAAUGCAUCAUUUAUCCAUCACCUGCCCAUCCAACCAGGUUCCCUCUCAGACUCUCUUCUUCUCUGGCUGUCCGAGGAGCUCUCAGAGGAGGAAACGGCCCUGCUGGCGCUCUCCCUGCGUCUCUGCCGCAGCACCGCUCAGCUGGUGACGACCCGAGCCGGGAGCGGCGGCCUCUCUUCCCGUGCCUUCACCAUCCUGGCCAUGUGGAGGAGAGGGCUGCCCGCCGUCCCGAACCAACCCAAGGCCUCUCUGCUCGCUCGCUACUUGGCCAAGAUCGGUAGGCCGGAUCUGGCUAGAGAACUGCUGCUGAGGCAGGCUGAAACUACCAGGCAGGAGUCACAGAAUUAA
Messenger RNA from Maylandia zebra (zebra mbuna), 2520 nucleotides. Lineage: Eukaryota; Metazoa; Chordata; Actinopteri; Cichliformes; Cichlidae. The record is from RefSeq and is a predicted model, not a curated record.